Hydractinia symbiolongicarpus is the source of this 1509-nucleotide messenger RNA. Its product is annotated as dynein regulatory complex protein 10-like. Bases 133 to 1305 code for a protein of 390 amino acids. The record is from RefSeq and is a predicted model, not a curated record. The transcript is spliced from 4 exons. NCBI's taxonomy places the organism in Eukaryota, Metazoa, Cnidaria, Hydrozoa, Anthoathecata, Hydractiniidae. Gene Ontology annotation, molecular function: protein binding.
UGAAGCUAGGAAGUUAGUAAUAGUCAAUUUGACGUCAUUGUUAGAACAAUUUGAAAGGACGUCAGAUUUUACUUUGUCAUAAUCGUAUCUUCACAAGUGGCGCAGACAUAAUAAAGUUUUUCCUUUAUCAACAUGACAACAAAAACAAAAAGAAGAGAAACGAAAGAAGAGUUGCGAUGUAUGACAGUUGCAAAUCUGGAACCUUUAAAAAGAAACCUGGAUCGUAUCGAAUCUGAGUGUAUAUAUCGUGUGGUAGAAAGCACAACAAAUCGUGUAAAAGAAGUGCAGAUGUUGUAUGAAAUUAUUUCGGAUGAUGCAUUGAUAUUCUCCUUGCGCGAUGUUGAUUUACGGGCGUUAGUGCUGACUCAUCAAAAUAUAGUGAAUCGGUAUGUACCAGAUAAUCGGAAGAAAUUUAAAGAGUUGGCAGACUCGUUGAAAGAUAUCUUUAAGUUUAUGGAAAGACGAAAAAUCAGUUUUACAUCCUGCAUGAAGAAUAAAAUCAAACCAAAAUAUUCGCAAUUUUUAGGAAUGUUAGUAGAACUAAGGAUAAUAAUACGAGAUAAACUCUUAACUGAAGCAACAGAAGAAGACGCUCGUCAAAAAUAUUUAUUACAAAGUAUGGAGAAAGCCAGGAAUUCACAACAGCUUAUAAACUCUUUAAACGAAACUUUAACCGCAAAAAUACAAGAAAAAGAUCACGUGUUAAACGAAAAGGAUCGUGUAAUACGAGAAAUGAAACACGAAUUGGAUAAUAUGGCAGCAACGGCCGACGCCGGCAAUGAUACGACAUUAAAUGACGCGGCAAAGCAAAUUCUUACCGAUAAUAAGUCGUUAGAGAAUAAACAAGCAAAACUCAAUGAAGAGGUAGUUGAUUUAAAGGAAAGAUUGCAAAAAAUACGGUCAUCGAACUAUGCCACCGAGUCUCGAUUAAGAAAACGCAAAUUCAAGAUGGCAGGGGAGUUGCAUAAUUGGAUUGUUAAAUACGAUCAAGAUAUGAGUUGGAGACAGGAUCAGAUUGAAGAAAUUACACGCUUAAAUGAACAGGAUUUAGCUGAAAUCCAGGAAUUAGAAAAUCAUUUUGUUGCAGUUCAAAAAGAAUACGAUGAAAUCAUGGAAGAGAGAAAAACCAAAAAAGAAGAACAAUUGAAAAAAGAGGAAGAGGAAAAAAUAAAAAAAAAGGCGACGGUAAAAAUACAAUCCAUGUGGAGAGGAUAUCAAACGCGAACAGAAAUUAAGGGGAAGAACAACAAGAAGAAUAAUAAAAAGGGCAAGGGAAAGGGGAAAAAAGGGGGGAAGAAAAAGUGAUUCGUUUUUGUUUAUUUGAUCGUAAUAUUAUUAUGCUUGAAUAUUCUGUCUCUUUCAGUAUCUCAAAAUGUCAAUUUGUAGAUGUUCUAUUUUAAAUCACUUUGAGAGUUUCUUUGAGAGCAACAAAAAACUGGCUUUGUAAACGCUUCUUUUAAAAACGGUUGUUUUUUCAAUAAGUGUUAGUAGCUAUCAUGGAAUGAGUAC